AUGGCGCCCUCACAGAAGCGAAAGCCAAUUGAAGACGACUUUAUCCACACCAUUGACGACGACGACGAUCUCCCGGUCGAGGAGGAGGAAAUCUCUGCCCAGCCUCCCAAGAAGAAGGCCAAGACCUCCAAGGGCUCCAAGAAGUCGAAACGCGAUGCCACCCCCGAGGAUGACGAAGAGGAGGUCGCCGAGGGCAUCUGGGGCCAAAAAGACGACGACGAUGGAGCCAUGGACUCUGACUUUGAAUUCGGCGGCGAGGACGCCGAGGACGUUGGUGUCGAGGAAUUCGAGGGAUGGGGUUUUGAUGGCGCGAAGAAGGGCAUGAACGCCGACAAGAAGGGCGUCGACCUUGACGAGAUUAUCCGACGACGGAGGGAAAAGAAGCUUGGAAAGUCCGCCGACAAGGAUGCUGAGGAGGAAGCCGACGAAGCUGAGGUGGACGCCAAUGAAAUGGAGGUUGACCUCGACGAUGACGACGACGAGGUUCUCGCCGACGACGCAUUUGGUAUGAACGUUGCUUCAGACGCCGAGGAAUCUGGGGACGAGGAGGACGGUGACGAGGACAAGUCUGAGAACGAGGCCGAAGACGAUGACGAUGACGAGGCAGCUUCAGACAACGACUCUGUAGCUACACCUGUUGGCCACCCUGACGACGACGUCUCAGACCAAAGCGACGAUGAGGAAGAUGCCGAGGAAGAGGAAAAGCGCAAAGCCUUCUUUGCCCCUGAGGAGCCGGCCAAGCCUGGCAAGAAGUCGGAUAUGUCGUCAUUCCAGGCCAUGUCUCUGUCUCGCCCUAUUCUUCGUGGUCUUGCUUCCGUUGGUUUCACAAAGCCCACCCCUAUUCAGUCCAAGUCCAUCCCUAUCGCUCUCAUGGGCAAGGAUCUCGUCGGUGGUGCUGUCACUGGUUCCGGAAAGACUGGUGCUUUCAUCGUGCCCAUUCUUGAGCGUCUGCUGUACCGACCAAAGAAGAUCCCCACGACCCGAGUUGUCGUCCUCACACCCACUCGUGAAUUGGCUAUCCAGUGUCACGCUGUUGCUACCAAGCUCGCUGCCUACACCGAUAUCAAGUUCACCCUUGCCGUUGGUGGUCUGAGUCUCAAGGUUCAGGAAGCAGAGCUGCGAUUGCGACCAGAUGUCAUCAUCGCGACACCAGGUCGUUUCAUUGAUCAUAUGCGAAACUCGGCCAGCUUCAAUGUCGACACAGUUGAGAUUUUAAUCCUCGAUGAAGCUGAUCGUAUGCUUGAGGACGGUUUCGCGGACGAACUGAACGAAAUUCUCACAACACUCCCCAAGUCCCGCCAGACAAUGCUUUUCUCAGCCACCAUGACAUCCACUGUCGACCGACUGAUCCGUGUGGGAAUGAACAAACCAGCCAGAGUCAUGGUAGACUCGCAGAAGAAGACUGUCGGUACCUUGGUGCAGGAGUUUGUUCGUCUACGGCCUGGCCGAGAGGAGAAGCGAAUGGGUUACCUGGCAUACAUCUGCAAGACACUUUACAGGGAACGAGUCAUUAUCUUCUUUCGACAAAAGAAGGAGGCUCACCGAGCCCGCAUCAUCUUUGGUCUUCUUGGUUUGUCAUGUGCCGAGCUUCACGGUAGCAUGAACCAAACUCAGCGUAUCUCAAGUGUGGAAGAGUUCCGAGAUGGCAAGGUGUCAUAUCUGCUGGCUACCGAUCUUGCUUCUCGUGGUCUGGAUAUCAAGGGUGUCGACACCGUCAUCAACUACGAAGCCCCUCAGUCACUCGAGAUCUACGUCCACAGAGUUGGUCGUACUGCCCGAGCUGGUCGCAAGGGUACCGCCAUUACUCUGGCCGCCGAGCCCGAUCGCAAGGUCGUCAAGGCCGCCGUCAAGGCUGCCAAGGCCCAGGGUGCCAAGGUUGUCAGCCGAGCCAUCGAUGCCUCGGAAGCCGACAAGUUCCAGAACGAGAUCGACGAGAUGGACGACGAAAUCGAUGAGAUCAUGCAGGAAGAGAAGGAGGAGAAGCACCUCGCCCAUGUCGAGAUGCAGGUGAGGAAGGGUGAGAACCUAAUUGAGCAUGAGGCCGACAUCAAGUCCCGACCCAAGCGAACAUGGUUCGAAACGGAACAUGACAAGAAGAAGUCGAAGCUGGCCGGUCGCGAGGAACUAAACGGCAUGCGGGAAGGCCUGAAGAAGAAGGCGGGCAAGUUGAGCAACAAGGACAAAAAGCGACUCGACGCCAAGCAGAUGCGCGCCGAAGGCUCAGAGUGGAGGAAGGGCAAGUCUUCUGAAGCUGAGAUGAAGGCAAGGCACAAGGAUCAAAAAGCAAAGUCAAAGGCAAAGGGA
This is a messenger RNA of Fusarium vanettenii 77-13-4, 2304 nucleotides long. RefSeq lists its product as uncharacterized. The record is from RefSeq and is a predicted model, not a curated record. NCBI's taxonomy places the organism in Eukaryota, Fungi, Ascomycota, Sordariomycetes, Hypocreales, Nectriaceae. The annotation marks the transcript as partial. Gene Ontology annotation, molecular function: nucleic acid binding; RNA helicase activity; ATP binding. The transcript is spliced from 2 exons.